Messenger RNA from Staurois parvus, 660 nucleotides. Lineage: Eukaryota; Metazoa; Chordata; Amphibia; Anura; Ranidae. The record is from the annotation of a GenBank genome assembly.
AUGCCUCUCCCUGAAGUUAUGUUUUGUCCUCAGCAAAUUGAUAUUCCACCAGAACUUCCAGACAUCUUAAAGCAAUUCACAAAGGCUGCCAUUAGGACACAACCUCAUGAUGUCCUCCAGUGGUCUGCUGCGUAUUUUGAUAGCUUAUCAAGGGGUGAGUCUCUGCCAGUGAAGGAACGAGUUGAAAUGCCAGUAGCAAAUACAAAGACUACAACAGGAUUAACUCCAGGACUUCUGAAAGUGUUGCAUAAACAACUGUCCUUGAAGAUAAUUGUAAAUGAAGAUGAACUGGAACAAAAGUGGAAAGAUCUUUGCUUACCCCAAGCUCAACUGCAAAGUAUUUUGGAACUGGAUAAUUUUGGGAGAGAAGUGGAAUGGCUAAAGUUUUUGGCUCUUGCCUGUAGCACUCUCGGUGGGACAAUUUCCAUUGCACUGAAACAUGCCUGUGAAAUACUAACAGAAGACCCAGAAGGUGGUGCUGCUCGUAUUCCUUUUGAGACAUUCACAUUCCUUUAUAAGUAUCUUGCUCAGGUUGAUAGAGACAUACCAGAUACACAGAUCGAGGAGGCAAUUCUUGCUCUGCAGACUGAAGCGAAAAAGCAAGAUGGAAUGAUCCAGCCCAGAAACUUUUUAAGUGCCCUUUGUCCUCCUCUGUCUUAA